GAAAAUCAAUCACAAGGCUAAUUGGAAAAGGAUCCGAGAGAUCUUUGAAAAAGGAAAAAGAAAACAAACGGGAUUAUAAUUAAAUAAAGUGGUAAGUAAAAUCCUUAAGCUGCAAGGAUUAGGUUCCGUAAAAAGUGUUAUAAAAAGAGAGUUAGGGGACUCUUGUUUUUUCUUACUCACAUAUUCAUCAACGUAACGUGCUCCGAUAAUUCUAUUAAUAAUGGCGACAACAACAAGAAUGUUCUGCUUCGUGCUCGUGAUGGUUCUAAUGGGAUGUUGUUGCUCGGCAAAAAUCUACAAAGUGGGAGACUCGAAGGGAUGGACGACAGCGAAGCACGGUAGCUAUUAUGAAUGGGCUAAGCUUAAGAAAUUCCAAGUGGGGGAUUCUCUGAUGUUCGAAUACGAUGGCAACAUCAACGACGUCACUCAAGUUUCCAGCCGUUUGGAAUACCAAUUCUGCAACUCCCUUUCUCCUAAAGCUGUCUACAACACAGGGCACGAUGUCGUGACUCUCAUGGAACCAGGUUAUCACUUCUUCAUCACCUCAAAUCGUUCUCAAUGCGUAGCCGGACAUAAACUCGUCGUUUUUGUCGUCCAUGACCAUCCGAUGAUUCCUCCACCACCACCACCUAGAAAGAUCCUUCCUCUCGGAAAAGACUACAAGGUCGGUGACUCCAACGAAUGGAGGGUUCCUGAAGAGAGUGACUUCUAUUCCAAGUGGAGUGAGGAGAAACAGUUUCAUGUGGGAGACAAUCUUCUUUUCUACUACAACGACCAAGUGGAUGACCUCCUAGAAAUCAACAGUGAUCUUGAGUUCAAAUCUUGCGACACUACUUCUCCUGUUGCCGUGCACAAUGCUGGACAAGAUCUCAUAAGGCUAACGAAACCAGGAAUCCGCUAUUUUAUUACCUCAAAGAUUGGUCACUGUGAGGCUGGGCUUAAGCUUCGAGUUGUGGUGCAACCACUAUCCAAAAGUGUUCCGAAGAAGAUGCAGUUAUCACCUUUCGACCGUCUCAUCAAGUGGCUACAUGAUUCCUUCACACCCCACCCCCAUCACUAAGAUCUCGUUUCUUUUUUUGUUUUGUUUUGUUUGAGCUGAGCUUCUUAGUGUUUUUCUUUCACAUUCGUUUUUGUUCUGUAGUUUAUUUUCCAAAGUGUGUGUUUCUAUUUUAAAUAUUAGUGUUUUCCUUAUCAGACGAGUCAAGAUGAUCCAUACUACAAAAAGACCGAGACUUUGAGUGACAUAAUCCGAUAUCUGCCAUAUCAGAUUCUCCAUCUUAGCAUCAUCGCCAUUGUUGUCAUUUUCAUGCUCGUAAUUCACAAGUUUGUUCUUUUGGACAUGUCUGAACUUGAUAACAAAGUAUUGAAUACGAACAUCAAACAAACUGGCGCAAAGCACGGGUACCCUAUAGUGAUUUAAAAGGAAGACAUUACACAAAGCACACACCUAAUAAACACAAAAACUCACCUCAUCGAACGACACUAAUCUCUAGAGCUCCAAUAGACCCAUCUUUACUCCUCAGCUCUCGAUAAAGAGCACAUAAAGAUUCCUCCAUUACACAAUAACAUUCCACCAAUACUUUGUUAUCAAGUUCACAUUGUUGUCAUUUUCAUGCUCGUAAUUCACAAGUUCGAUCGAAGAAAUCGGUGGGGCAAAUGUAAGGAUUGCGCUCUGCCUCUGUUCCAGAAUCUGAUUUAAUGGAGCUUGGCUCUGUAUUUUUGAGAUCUGGCUGUGGAGGAAUUGGCAAGACGUCGGAGAAUGUGAGGUUACGAUCAGGCCCGGCU
Messenger RNA from Brassica napus (rape), 1785 nucleotides. Its product is annotated as blue copper protein-like. The record is from RefSeq and is a predicted model, not a curated record. NCBI's taxonomy places the organism in Eukaryota, Viridiplantae, Streptophyta, Magnoliopsida, Brassicales, Brassicaceae. Gene Ontology annotation, molecular function: electron transfer activity. The transcript has a single exon. Gene Ontology annotation, cellular component: plasma membrane. Bases 221 to 1060 code for a protein of 279 amino acids.